This is a messenger RNA of Caenorhabditis briggsae, 2040 nucleotides long. The record is from RefSeq and is a predicted model, not a curated record. NCBI's taxonomy places the organism in Eukaryota, Metazoa, Nematoda, Chromadorea, Rhabditida, Rhabditidae.
AAACAAGUGGAUAUCAAUCAGUCAUCAAUUUCAAAACCGUCGUCUUCGAAUUCCAACUCAAAUGAGCACAUCGUCGAACUUUGGUGGUGUCGGGAUUGUAUUUCAACUGUUUGCAAACAAUGUCAUCUACUAAAAGGGCACAGUGAGCACCGGAGCAACGAAUGGAAAGAGCAGGAAGUUUUGAGAUCCUGUGUCCAAGCACUCGAAGGUCGAUGUUCUCGACGGAGCGAAUAUGCGCAUCAACAGAAAAUGGCAGUGAAACAACUCGUCGCAAAAAUAGAAGUGAUUUUGUUGAAUGAGCUAUCUGGAUAUGUGGAACGAAGAAAUGAACCGGAUCGACGACUGAUUUCUAGAUUGAAUCGGGAACUGAUCAACAUCGAUUCAAGGGAUGAACGACCAUCAAUCUAUCAUGUCCCGUCGCCGUCAAGGCCAGCGUGGAAAACUUGGAAUCUGGAUGUGUCGGAUCCGACAAAAAUGCAAAAAGUGCUUGAUAUGACAGCGGAUAUCAUGCGUCUCCCCCGCCACUCAAUAGCCGAAUCUGAUGUUCCGGAAAUCAAAAGUUCAACAGACUGGGACGCCCGUCUCAUGAGUCUGUUCAUUUGUGAAAGUAUAGGAAUUGUGCCGGUUCAAGUUAAUGAUGCCCGUAGUGACAACAUGUCAGUAAUCGAAGACAGAAGACGUGGCUGCAGUGUCGACUCGUCAGUUUCUCGUUUCGUUCGAGAAGGACCGUAUGUGAGCUCAUUCCGAGAGAAAUCGAUACCAUUGGAAGAGGCUCCACGACUGGGAUCCGUGUCUUCUAGUAGUAUUUGUACUGUGGAUACAAGACCAUCCAAUGUAUCGUCAUUGCCCCCGUUAUCGGAUUACAACUCUCAUGCAAUUAGUAUUUUGGUGAGUGUUUGGGCAGAACUAUGGGGGAAAUAUGUUAGUUGCCUUUUAGCUACCUUUGGGGGUCUUCUUUUAACUUUUGAAUUACUGGUCAACUAUAACCUGAUUUUUUGCCCUUGUGGACAUCCGGACAUCCCGAUUCACAGAACGACUUCUUCAUUACAAAAAUCUCAGUUACAGAGUUCUUCAAUCACUCCCACACCACGCGAGGAAGACGAAACAUCGUCGUUUUGUUUCGGAAAAAGUUACCUGACACGUCCAAUUUGUGUGGAGGCAUUCAGCACUCAAUCGAAGCCAAAUAAAUUAGCAGUGACGGAUAGUUGUGGAGGGGUCUACAUUACAAAUUCUCGAGGGGAAAUCGAGCAAAAUAUACUGAUAAAAAACUCGUCGGCCAGCUCGGUUUGUGUCGAUGAGAAGAAUGAGUUGAUGUACGUUAGCGUAAUGCAAUCUAAAGGAAGAUCAAUCCACGUGUUUGAUGUUGCCUCCAAUUGUCGAAAAGUGGAAGUUAUCGCCUGUCCGCGAGAUCCAAAAAUCGAGAUGAGCAGGACGAGAUGGAUUACUGUAGGUCCGCGUGGACACCUGUUCAUGACUUCUGGAGACAAUAUUAAAAGUGCGCUUUGGACAUAUAUAAGGAGUAAAAAGGCGUGGAAACUACUGAAGGAAUCGAGGAAGUCUAGGUAUCAAUAUUUGACAGUGGCUGAGGAUCAGGCCGAUUAUAAAGCGGUGGUUCUUUUGACUUGUGAUGCAGCCAACAAUCGACUUUUACUUUUUGUUAUCGAUCAUUCGAUGAGUUUGAUAAAUGAAUACGAUUUGAGCAAAACCUACCGGCUCAAUGAGCAUAUUCAUUCACCAGCAUCUGCAAUUGUUGAUAAGCACGGGAACUUGCUAAUCCUUGACUAUGCGAGUGGAAAACUCUGGAUACUUUUAUCCGGAGUUAAAGGAGUUCGUCGGCUGAAACAAGUAACACUUCCAGACAUUGUUCGUCCACAGGAAGCACUUGGAAUUUGCUCUAGAGGAGACGUUCUCUAUCUAGCACUUUUCAAUCGUCGCGAAAUUCUCUGCACCCAAUAUCUGGAAGAAGGCGUUUUCAAAUCAGCGCUUGCCACGUCAUCACCAAUUCAACAACGAAGAAGUACGAGUCUUCCGAGAAGUUAG